Molecule: messenger RNA, 1100 nt
Organism: Blepharisma stoltei
Lineage: Eukaryota; Ciliophora; Heterotrichea; Heterotrichida; Blepharismidae
Source: the annotation of a GenBank genome assembly
AUGGAAGAGAUAGAGAGCAAAAUUGCUCACUUCCUCUCAUUCGUUAAAAAAAAAAUUUUGAUGCAUCACGAAUUGUGAAUAUUUUUUGAAGGAACUAGUUUAAUUAAUAAAUAGCCACGGAUACCAGCUGCCUGAAAUUUAACAGAAUUAGCUUGAGUUUUUUAUUAAAAAUGAUUAUUAAUAUGUUUAAGAUAUUAUAUUAAAAAUUUCUGUAUAUAAAAUCAUUUUCCCAAAUAUAUUCGCAAUAUGCUUCUCAUACGUACAAAGGGAGUCAGCUUCUUAAUGGCAGAGCAAUUACUGAGAAUGAAAUCAAAAGUCUUUGUGAUAAAUGUAAAGAAAUUCUUAUUAAAGAAAGUAAUGUAGCUUUUGUUAGAGCCCCAGUUAUCGUGUGUGGAGAUUUUCAUGGACAACUUAACAAUCUAAUAGAAAUUUUUAAUAUGAAAGGACAUAUUCCAACUAAAAACUACUUAUUCAUAGGAGAUUAUGUAGAUCGAGGAAGAAAUUCAGUUGAAUUGAUAUCUCUAUUAAUAGCUUUAAAAAUCCGAUAUCCAGAUUGUAUCAUGCUCACCAGAGGAAAUCAUGAAUCACGCUCAAUAUCAAGAUGAUAUGGCUUUUAUGAUGAAUGCUUACAUAAAUAUCACUCGGCUUCUGUUUGAAAUUUUUUUACUGAUUUAUUUGAUUAUUUUCCUUUAGCUGGAAUUAUAGAGGGCAAAAUCUUUGGCAUUCAUGGAGGGCUUUCUCCAUCUUGUGAAACAUUAGAAGAUAUCAAUAAUUUAAAUAGAAUUAAGGAUAUUGAAGAAGGAGCAAUUUGUGAUUUAUUAUAUUCAGGUCCUGAUGAAAGAAGUGGAUGAGGAAUGAGCAGCAGAAUUGGCAAGACUUUUGGGCAAGAUAUAUCUCAAGAGUUCAAUCACAGAAAUAAGUUAGAGUUUAUUGUGAGAGCUCAUGAAGUUGUGAUGGAAGGAUAUAAGUGGUCUCAUGAAAACAACGUACUGACUAUUUUUUCUGCAUCAAAUUAUUGCUCUUUGUUUGGAAAUCAAGGUGGGAUCGUUGAAAUUGAUGAAAACCUUAAUCAUAACUGCAUUCGGUUUGGCCCGCUAUAA